AUGGCCGCAAUCACCGAACGCUUCCAAGGCUUACGCCGUCCAGGCGCCUCACUUCUCAAAAAGACCCUCCCCUCGCGACCAGACGAGCCAGUCCUCGCGCGCAAAGCUGUUCCUCCGCCAAAAGUUGUUGUUGAGCAGCCUGUGGCCGUUAUUUCGCCAACGGCUUCGAGCACCGCCAGUACAACCCCCGUACAGCCACAAGCACAACUCAAGGGUCUCCCACCGACCCCAUCUCCUUCAUAUCCUGUGCCAACCUCAUCCUUGCCGCCUACUCCGUCUGCAUCCUCGGUGUCGUCACCUGCUUCUGUCGCGACGACGAUUCCUGCGCCUUCACCACAAUUCCAACCACAGUCGCAACCGCAGUUUCAGUCGCAGUCGCAAUUCCAGCAGUCGCAGCCUCAAUCCCCUCCAGCGCAACCACAAACACAACAAACACGUCCGCCACGAACGACAUCUCUCAACAGUCCCCAGAACAACCCCUACCAAGACCGCCGCCCGCCUCAACACCGCCAAAUCACCAACCUACAGCCCAACCAACCCCGACCCAACCUCAGCCCUAAUGGAUCUUCAGCUCAAUCAAAACGACCCAUUAGCGAAGCCCCCUCAAUUUCCCAAUUCAUUCCAGACCCCGAACCAGAGCCCGAACUACCCGACUCAGAGCAAGAACCAGACCUGAUCCUCGACAACCAGUCCAGCAACUCCAGCGGCAAAACGCCAUCCACAAACAGCAGUGACACCAGCAUCAUCUCCCCCGGCCUAAAGCAGUUCCCGGAUGGCUACAUCCCACCUAUCCCCGAACCCAUGGUCAUUCCGCCACUGACGAACGUGCAUUUCGGCUGUUUCCACUCCCAUGCCUCGAUGCCCGCGACGAGUAAUGUCUGGUAUGCGACGGCGUGUAUGACGUGCAAGAAAGUGGACCAGGAGGUCAGGCAUCGAUGCACGUUUUGCUGCAUGCGUAUUUGUGCGGCUUGUUUUGAGGGGUUGAGAAAGUGCAAGAAUAGGGAUUUGAGGGAGUUGAUGGGCAAUUUGUCUUGA
This is a messenger RNA of Talaromyces amestolkiae, 1035 nucleotides long. RefSeq lists its product as uncharacterized. Lineage: Eukaryota; Fungi; Ascomycota; Eurotiomycetes; Eurotiales; Trichocomaceae. The transcript has a single exon. The coding region runs from base 1 to 1035 and encodes 344 amino acids. The record is from RefSeq and is a predicted model, not a curated record.